AUGGGCAGAGCUGGCUGCUGCACGCUAAGUUUGAGCCAAGUACAGAGAGAGAUAAGGACAAAAGUUUGGCUCGUUUUCUUUACGCACGCUUUAUGGCAUCCUCAUCUUCCGUGUGUUGAAUUGCAUGCUUCCAACCAAUGGAACAAGUACAAACAUAGAUCCCUUCAAGUUGGAAAAAUUGCUAUCCCUGCCUCUACUCACUAUGACAAAU
Molecule: messenger RNA, 211 nt
Organism: Dovyalis caffra
Lineage: Eukaryota; Viridiplantae; Streptophyta; Magnoliopsida; Malpighiales; Salicaceae
Source: the annotation of a GenBank genome assembly